AUGAAGCUAUUUGAAGCUUCGCUGCCGAUUCUAGCGGCUGGCUGGAGUGACUUGUACGAGAAAGCAGAGAAUGGGGUGGAUUUGAUAUUCAGAAAUGACACUGAAUUCUAUGCGAAGUACAGAGAUCACAUUGAGAGAGUUGGAAACUGUCAAAACUCGGUUCCGGUGACGGAUGAUUCUGGUAACAGUGUCACUAUUCCACCAGUUUUGUGGCCUACGCAGGGUGCCAAUCCAAAUGUGUGCGUCUAUAUUUUCUCGAAUUUCAACAUGAUGUGGUCGGAUGCUGAAAAAGUGUGCGAAGAAAAGAUCUCAAGCUCAUGCACUCCCAAUUGCAAGGGAAACCUGGUCAGCAUCCAUACUGACUUUCAGGACCAAGCAAUCUUUGACGCUUUCAAAAACGACGAAGGAACUGGCAAGCCGGCCUGGAUUGGUCUUCGACAAUACUGUGCGUUCUGCCCGUUAGAGUGGGCCGAUCACAGUCCUUUUGACUUCCGAAACUGGCAACAGGGAGAGCCCAACAACGAAGACGGCGAUGAAGACUGCGUCGAGACAAAUUUUUUCUCCGAAGGAUGGAACGACAACACUUGCGCGGCGAAGCGCCAGUUUGUCUGUCAGAUUUACACAAGCGCUACGAACCAGCAUCCAAAACCUGACAUGGACAAGACAUGGCCAGCCAUCGGCGGCUGCAAAGACGGCUGGUGGAAGUACGGAAAAGCUUGCUUCAAGAUUAUUGGCGGACGCGGGAACACUGAUGCUCAGAAGGAGGAGCCAGCAAUGAAUUGGGACGAUUCGAAAACCCAGUGCUCAAAUGAAUGGGCUGGUGCUUCACUCGCGCAAUUCCCAAAUAUAUACUACCAAUAUUUCGCCAACUCACUAGUAAAGCUCGCCGGCCGUGAUGUCUACAUCGGAGCGCUCACGUCAACGACCGACAUAACUUUCCACUGGGACGAUGGCUCCCGACUAACAUAUUCUUACUGGGCGGACGGAGAACCGAAUAAUUAUGGCGGCGUCGAGGACGUCGCAUUGAUGGCUUGGCUGAACGAGCCACAUUAUCACACUCGCGGACCAGGAGAAUGGAACGACUUCCCGCGGAGCUACGAGCGCGCGGCAAUGUGCUAUCACAAGCUCGAUUCUUCCAUGAGCGAGAACACCGGCCGCUGCCCAGAGGGAUGGAAACAGCAACCGGGCAUUUCUAAUUUCUGUUACAAACUUGUCACUGACGGCGAUGGAUUCGACAACGCCGGGAAGAAAUGCGCCGAUUUGAAGGGAGAAACCGGUCACCCAACAGCUUUGGCAUCUGUAAUGGACGUUUAUGAAGAUGCGUUUUUGGCGUCAAUGCCUUAUUCUGCUGAGACGAAUUUCGACCCAACAUUUGAUGGAAAAAGAGCUGGAAUCUGGAUUGGACUCAAGGGAAUCAAGGACGAUUCUAAUACCGUCAAAUGGAAGUGGGACGACGGCUUUCCAUUCGCAUACACAAGAUGGGGGACGAACGAACCCAACUUGCAAGCCAUUCCAGCCGGUGGAGAGGGAUGUGUCUAUCUUGGAACAGAUCGAAGUUGGUAUGUGGACAAGUGCAACUUGGUGAAUCCGUUUAUUUGCAAGUCGAACAUGGAUGAUACGAGUGGACAGGUGACCGAUGAUCGAGGAGAGCUGAUGGACUGUCUGCCCGGCUGGGAGCCCACUGGAUCUGAGGACAAAGCAAACGGACACCAUUGCAUGAAAUUCUACGAUACAGCGGCAAGCUGGUUCCAAGCAAACUACAUGUGCGAAGCUGUUGGCGCUCAACUGGUCUCCAUCCAUUCUGAAAGCUUCAAUCUCCGAGUCAAAAGCUACGUCACUUCUCAAGGCACCAAUGCUAAGUACUGGGUCGGCAUGAAACGAAAUGAAGUCGGCGGGCUAGAAUGGACUGAUGGCUCCCCAGCGAGCUACUUCAAUUGGGCCCCGGGAGAGCCAAGUGAAGAAUGGGGAGGUGAGAAAGAAGACUGCGUCAAUAUCUUUAACAACGGAGCUUGGAAUGAUGCACCUUGCGGCUAUGCAGCUCCCUUCGUUUGUAAAGCUUCUCGACCUACAAGCAAUUGUUUCGACAUCGCUGAAGUCGAUAAGGAGCAGUGUGGCUACCCGGGCAUCACAGCUUACGAGUGCGAACAUGUCUUCAAAUGUUGCUACAACACCUUGACCGUUAACGGAAAGUCAUGCUACCAUCCUAGAGGGAGAAAGAACAGUGAAAUGACGCCUGGAAAAGCAGCGGGAAUCGCCAGUGCUGUUUGGAUUGUUCUGAUUUUUGCCAUUGCUGGUAUUGCAGAGGAUGCAGGAGCGGAACGAUCGGCAGAACUUUUGAGCGAAAACGAGAAGCUCAAGAAAAAGAACAAGAAGCUGAAGCUUGCCUUUGUGGUCGCUGGUACGAGCAUCGCCACUGCUUCUGCGAUCGGUCUCGGCAUGGCUUGCGCCAAGAAGUUCAAGAAGAAAAAGAAGAAGAAAACUGGAAAGUGA
Molecule: messenger RNA, 2490 nt
Organism: Oikopleura dioica
Lineage: Eukaryota; Metazoa; Chordata; Appendicularia; Copelata; Oikopleuridae
Source: the annotation of a GenBank genome assembly